Molecule: messenger RNA, 1451 nt
Organism: Hibiscus syriacus
Lineage: Eukaryota; Viridiplantae; Streptophyta; Magnoliopsida; Malvales; Malvaceae
Product: growth-regulating factor 7-like
Exons: 5
Coding region: 129-1337 (402 amino acids)
Biological process (GO): developmental process; regulation of DNA-templated transcription; DNA-templated transcription
Cellular component (GO): nucleus
Molecular function (GO): ATP binding
Source: RefSeq, a predicted model, not a curated record
UCGCUGCUGCUGCUGCUGCUGCUGCUGUUUCUAGUGCCGGUGCAGUUGGUGUAAGGAUUCUGCAGCCUUUUGACAUUUCCCCCACUUCAAGCUCUACUGCUCACACCACCUUCAAAUCCCCAGGAGGGAUGGCGGCAUCUUUGGACUUUCCUUUUACAUUUUCACAGCGGAAGGAGCUUGAGAGACAAGUUAAGAUUUACAAAUACAUGAUCGCUUCCGUUCCUGUGCCUCUUGAUCUCCUCAUCCCCUCGGUUUCGGUUGCUUCCCACUCUGCCUUGGGUGGUGGUGCUCUAAAUCCAAGGUUCGCAGGUCGAAGGGAUGUUGAGCCAGGGAGGUGCAAGAGAACAGAUGGGAAAAAAUGGAGGUGCUCUAGAGAUGUGGCGCCUGACCAGAAGUACUGUGAGCGACACUUGCAUAGAGGUCGUCCACGUUCAAGAAAGCCUGUGGAACUUCGUAACAAGAGGACUCGUAAUACCACCGAUGGUCAAGCUCUUCCUUCAUCUUCCUCCACCAUUCUCGCUAACAAUGCUUCUCAGUCUCAGUUUGUUGGAACUCUUGCUCACCCCUUCCAGCAGAUCCAAACCACCUGGUUUCUUGACAAGCCAAGUUUAAAAGCUGCAACUUUUUGGCUUUUCACCUCUGUUUCUUCCUACAAAGAACCCAGGACCUCGGACUGGACCACUAAUGAACUCAUUCCCCUGGCUGACCAGCAGUGGCAUCAUCUCAUGCAAACAGGGGCAGCUACUGAAGGUUAUUUGUCCAAUGCUUAUGACAAGGAACCUCUAGACUUGAUCUCGUGUCCAAAUUUCAAUGUUGUACAUCAACAACGCAAUAGUUGCCCUUGGUUUCUCAACUCUGAAAUAGUUCCGCUACAGAAGUCCGCUGAAGGUACACGUAGAGGCUUUAUUGAUGCGUGGUCUACUGGUGUAUCAAGUGACAACACUGGAGCUGAAGCCUCCGUUGCCUUCGACGGGAAACCCUCUCUUUCAUCACUUUCCCUGUCGAUGGGGCCUAUCCGUAUGGGGUUGGGAGUGAGCGAGUAUGAUGAGAACCAUGAAUAUGCUUCCAAAUCACACCUAUCAAGUUGGUUAGCACCUGCCUCCACACCUGGUGGCCCACUAGCUGAGGUUUUAUGGCCGAGCGCCACCAAAAGCAGCUCUAACCUAUCAUCUCCAGUCACCGGAAAUGAAAACUCUUGUAGUCCAUCGGUGACUGUAUCGUCUUCACCGUCUGGUGUUCUACAUAAAGCUCUUGCUUCAUUGUCUGAUAGCAGUGGUAGUAGCAGCCCAGCACUUAGUUCCAGGGUCAAACCUGAGAUCAGUUUGAUGCUGGCUUAAAGGAAAUUAUCUCCCUCUUGUCCGAUAUCAAAUUUUACUACAAACGGAUUUGUCCUUUUUGUUUUUUUGUAUGGUCUAAAUGAAUCACUUAGUUGUUGGUUUAUGACAUAUAAU